GAAUUUUUAGUAUGGCUUACAGUGCUUUGGAUCUUGAUGCAAGAAACUCAUAAUGCUGUGAUAGAUGUCGAAAUAGCUUGGCCCUCGGCACAAUUUUUCCUGUCACAAAGGAAGUCAAAUUAAGAUUUAGUGGUUUCCCAACCAAUAUGCUCCAGCAACAGGCGAGGGCGUCUGGAUAAAGCCAUUCGCACUUGUGCCGUGUGACACACCAUCGUUGAUGCUCUAACGACUCGGGGGGAAAUAUGUUCCGAGCAGAUAAAGCCUUGUCAAUUCAGAGCUGGAUAAAAGGACAGAAUGGGGGUGGAUGGUAAUGAGUAGGCCAGUAUCAGCUAUGUGGAAUGCCCCAGGAGGAAACCAAGGGCUUCUGUAAUCAAGAAAAACAUUGAGUGGACCACUCGGUGGGAGGAGCCGUGGACACGCACUUUGCUCCAGCUAGCCAACCAUGUGAUGACCCUAGAUGGUGCAGCAGCAACGAGAAAGGAGUGGUGCAUCGUUUGUCGCAUGUGCUGCAUGGUGCAGCUCUACCCCUCCCAUCAGGAAAGCUACCCCGAGUUGGUAUCAACGACACCUUGUGUGAGAGGGAGACAUUGUUAAGUCACAAGGUGGCAGUCUAGACCCACUUAAGUACCGAAGCAUUCAUAAGGACAACCAGGAUUGGCCUGGCUAGGCUUUGCUAUCCUAUCUUGGGCUUAAUGACCUAUUGACGAGGCAGCAGCAGACUGAAUGUGACUGCAUUUUACACACCGAAUAUGGACCGUCGCUGAUCCAUCUUCCCAUUGACUGGACUUUGCAGCAGUGGAGCUCUUUCCCAGAAAAUCAUUCUGACUCCGCACACCUCUUGCUCGCUCCGCCCUCAUGGGACACUGGCCAGGGCAUUUAUUUCGGGUUGUGUCAGCAGCAGAUGACCUCUUUCGAUCGAGGAGAAGCCAGCCAACUAAUUGACCUUGUCUCUCCGACGCGGCAUGGCAGAGAGGAUCUGCACUCGCCACGGAAAAAUUCCACAGAAUUCCCUGCCUCAACGUUGGCACUGCAGUGAUGAGGUGGCCACGGCCUUUUGGGCCCCGUUCUCACUGCGUUACGUACCAUGGUGUGUGCUGAUACAGAGUGUGCAUUUAGAGUCAGUGAUGUGAAUCGAGGUUACCACUGUUGUCACAAUGUGGGGAUUACCAGCAGACAAGCAACAGGCAAUGCUCCUUGUCCUCCUGCUGUCACUGGCUAGGCCUGGAGCCGCAGGGUGUCCCAGCAAAUGCAGAUGCUACACGGAUACAAAUGAUGGCAAUGUGGUAGAGUGCCGGAAAAGGGAUCUAACCAGGGUGCCAUCUGGUAUUGACAACACCACAAAUACCCUGUUCUUGGACAGAAAUCGAAUUGAAGUUAUUCCGCCGAAUACAUUUACAAGUCUGCCAAACCUCCGGAGGCUGGACCUUCAUCAAAACCUGAUACGGAAUGUUUCUGUUGGAGCACUCAGUGGAUUGGGAAGGCUGAGAAACCUGGACCUAUCGUUCAAUUGCAUUGGUGAUAUCAAGGAGCGAAUGCCUCCCAACCUUACAGAGCUAUACCUGGAUAACAAUCCUGGACUGAACAUACGAGAUAUAUUCAAUGGGCUGUACAAGCUACGGACCCUUUCCCUAAAUGCAUGUCAGCUGAACACGUCAAGCAUAAAGGGAGGAGUAUUCAUGGAUUUGGGUGUACUCUACUACUUACAUUUGAGCUAUAACAACCUAACUGAACUUCCUAUUGGAGCAUUCAAGGGGCUUCGCAACCUAGGUAUUUUAACCCUUGAUAACAACCAGUUGGCAUAUACUUACAAAAGUAGCUUUGAAGGACUUGAGUCGGACAUUACCAUCUACUUACAGAACAACAGAAUAACGCGGAUUCCGGAAAAGUUACCAAAGCGUACAUGUAACCUGCAACUUAGCUCCAACCAAAUUACCUCCAUUCGGCGUAAUGCGUUCCCUGAUAUGCGUUGCUUGUUCCAUCUGAGCUUAACUAACAACAGGAUUAAGAGUAUCAGGCGUGGAGCUUUCCGAAACCUUCAGAAUGCGCAAUCCUUGACAGUAUCACUCAGUGGGAACCUUUUGUCGGACGUUCCUGAUAAGGUGUUCCAGUUUAGUGUGCGCACUUUAGACUUGAGCAACAACAAAUUCAACUUCAUCCCGUCCAAAGCACUUCAAAACGCCCCAAACUUGAGAGAACUUAUUGUAGAUAGAAAUCCCAUCGAAUACAUUCAAAACUACGCUUUUCAGUACCUGAACAACCUGCAAACACUUCAUCUCAACAACCUAACAAACCUGACGUUUAUCGACAGAUAUGCAUUCCUCGGGCUCUCCAACUUGAAGAACUUGUACUUGGAGAAUAACAAAAAGCUGAUAUGUCUGGUCCCAGGAGUUUUCCUCGGUUUGAUUAAUCUUGAGCUCCUUGAUCUACAAAAGUGCAGUCUGAUCAACCUUCCAAAUGGGAUUUUCAAAGGACUGGACAAACUAAACUUUCUCUACCUCUCUGGCAACCCCUGGACAUGUGAUUGCAAUUUGCGCUGGUUGAAGCAGAUGACGGACAACUCCUCGUAUCAGCAUUACAAUUUGAAGUACGAACUUACCUGUAGGGCUCCCCCCAGGGUUGCCGGACGUGCAAUGUACAGUUUGCGUGUGGAGGACUUCUCAUGCCCGGCAACGAUCACGUACAACACCCCAAGUCAGAGCGUGUUGGUUGGUCAGAAUAUGUCACUUGUGUGUAACGCCACUGGGGAGGGCAAUAUAACUACCAAUUGGACGACUCCUGACGGUGCUAUUCUGCAGGCAGGAUCGUACUUUUCCCGCGUCUUUGUACAGUACGACAACUCGUUGGCCAUCACCAAUGCCAGCUAUGGCGAUUCGGGAAACUACACAUGCUAUGUGGAAAACAUAUCUGGAAACGACUCUGCCACGAUUUUGAUCCAGGUGCGUGACACAAUAACCACAGUCUCCCCAACCACUACAGCUACACCAAACCCAUCAACCACAAUAUCCACCCCUGUGCCUACGGACCCCAGUGCAGGACCAACCUUAGAUCCAAGCUCCCCCUUCUGGCCCUGUACCACCUCGAGAUGGAUCUCCCCUCCCCCUCUCCCUGCAAACUUUUCCGCCACUACAGUAACUCCUUCCCCAUCACUCAAUCCCAGCCCCACAAACAACCCUCCAUCUCCGUACUAUACCUUACUUGUAGUUAACAUAUCCCUUGGGAUAGCCAUUUUCCUCAUCAUAGUCAUUGCUGCAUACUGCUCCUGGAGACGCCGGCGGCGCCAACAUCAACAGGCGUGUGCUGUGACACAACCACACGAAAACCACCGAGUGAUACUAGCCAACAAUUCCAGAACUGCCACAUGUAACCAGCCCUAUUCAAUCCCUAUGACGGACUUCAACGGAUCAUCAAAGGACUUGUACAUGACGAUCCCAGUCAACUCCGAACUUGCAAAUGGAGACGAGUGGAGAGUGCCAAAUGCCAAAUGUAUGUUCUGAGACAAGACUGUCUGCUGUCUUCCACCCCAGAAGGUCUGCUGCGGCUCCUACCUGAAAUAUUAAAUCGUAACCACAUGGAAUCAUCAGAGGGGACAUUAUCUUCAUUAGCAGAUUUUAAACACUUGAGCGGAGAGGGGAAAAUAACAUUUUUCAUCGACAAGAUGGAGCUAAAGAUAGCAUGACAGAGGAAAAUUAUUGCUGAAUAAGGUACAUGGGUACUUUUUCAUUAGUCAAAAAUGAACAUUAUUUACAUAAGGAUAUGGAGUUUGCAUGGAAUGAAGUUAUGUGCCAUACGUAUUUCUGCCCUGAUAGUUCCAUCUCAUAUGGUCUAAAUGUUGGUAGAACGUGUGAUAAAUCACUGUCAUUUCAGCCUCAAUUAAAGCAGCUAUCCCUAA
Molecule: messenger RNA, 3889 nt
Organism: Branchiostoma floridae (Florida lancelet)
Lineage: Eukaryota; Metazoa; Chordata; Leptocardii; Amphioxiformes; Branchiostomatidae
Product: leucine-rich repeat-containing protein 4B-like
Exons: 3
Coding region: 1155-3494 (779 amino acids)
Molecular function (GO): protein binding
Source: RefSeq, a predicted model, not a curated record